Molecule: messenger RNA, 435 nt
Organism: Asparagus officinalis (garden asparagus)
Lineage: Eukaryota; Viridiplantae; Streptophyta; Magnoliopsida; Asparagales; Asparagaceae
Exons: 2
Coding region: 1-435 (144 amino acids)
Source: RefSeq, a predicted model, not a curated record
AUGUCUGCCUCCUUCAUCGGUCUCUGUAUGGCCUCAAACAAGCCCCCCAGAGCUUGGUUUCAUCGACUGUCUCAGGCACUAGUUGCUAAUGGAUUUACAGCGUCCAAAACUGACUCUUCUCUCUUCUUCUACUCGAAUGGCGAGGCUCAGUUAUUUGUUCUUGUCUAUGUGGAUGAUAUUAUCAUGACAGAGGUAGCUUGCUCUCCUGUAGGUAUAACUCUUUGUCAGCGCAAGUACACUCUAGGCAUCUUGGAAGAGUCGGGAAUGGUAGGCCGUAAGCCAUCUCUAUUUCUAAUGCAACAACAACAUAUCCUUCUACUUGACUCGAGCUCUCUUCUUGAUGAUCCAGGCCAAUAUCGAAGACUUAUUGGUGUUGGGGAUUCAAAACAAUCAAAUCGAAUUCGUGCCCUUCCGAAUCUUGUGUUUGAGAGUUGA